CAGAAGCUGGUUAAUCAUUUCAGCGAAUGGCACCUGUUGCGUGUUCAAAGGGAAGCCGGGAGGGCAGCGUUGGCGGCCGCGUAUUCUUACAGCCCUGGGUAAAUUCAAUAGGCUUGUUCAAAAAACUUGAAGCGAACAGCGAAGACAUCCGUCCGUCUUCUUUGCAUUACUAAAUAAUCAAGUUCGUGAAAAGCUACGGUUGAAUCGGUCUUCAGGGUUCAUACAAAUUGUGAGUGACCUAUUUUCAGUGUUUCAGGUUGUCCCCUGUGGGCCUCUGGGGGAAGAUGCGUCUGUUCUUCCUCCGCCGGCGCAUGUCCCCGCUGAAGCUGGCGCUGCUGGGCGGGACGGUCUUCAUGGUGGUGCUGGUGGUGCUGCAGCGGGACGUGGCCUCCGGGCCUUCGCAGCAGGACCCCUGGUUCCAGGAUCUGGUGGAUCGCAAGCAACGCGUGGUGGGCAUGGUCAUGGGCGCAGUCAACAACCUGGGCUUCCAGAUCGGGGCGCCGCAGCCUCCCUCGGGGCCCGAGCCCGAGCCCACCUUCAACCGGCAGUGCCCGCCGGGCUUCUACAGCCAGGCCGAGCUCCGGCCCGCGCUGGAGAGGCCUCCGCAGGACCCCCAGGCGCCGGGGGCCUCUGGCAACGCCUUCGCCACCGACAAGCUGACGCCAGAGCAGGAGAAAGAGAAGGAGGAAGGCAUGACCAGGCACUGCUUCAACCAGUACGCCAGCGACCGCAUCUCCCUGCACCGCAGCCUGGGGGAGGACACCCGGCCCCCCGAGUGUGUGGAGCGCAAGUUCCGCCGCUGUCCCCCUCUCCCCACCACCAGCGUGAUCAUAGUCUUCCACAACGAGGCCUGGUCCACGCUGCUGCGGACCGUCUACAGCGUGCUGUACACCACCCCGGCCGACCUGCUCACUGAGAUCAUAAUGGUGGACGACGCCAGCAUAGCAGAUCACCUGAAGGAGCAGCUAGAUGAAUACGUGAAACCCCUGAAGAUCGUGCGAGUGCUACGGCAACCGGAAAGGAAAGGCCUGAUCACCGCACGACUGCUGGGGGCCGGCCAAGCCCGUGGGGAGGUGCUCACCUUCCUGGAUGCUCACUGCGAGUGCUUCCAUGGCUGGCUGGAGCCCCUGCUGGCCCGUAUCGUGGAGGAGCCCACUGCGGUGGUCAGCCCAGAGAUAGUCACUAUUGACCUCAACAAUUUUCAGUUCCACAAGCCUGUGACCACAGCCCAUGCAUACAACCGUGGCAACUUUGACUGGAGUCUGACAUUCGGCUGGGAGGCCAUCCCCGACUAUGAAAAGCAGAAACGCAAAGACGAAACCUACCCAGUGAAAACUCCAACUUUUGCAGGUGGUCUGUUUUCCAUCUCCAAGGCCUACUUUGAGAAAAUUGGCACGUAUGAUGAUAAGAUGGAGAUCUGGGGGGGCGAGAAUGUGGAGAUGUCCUUUCGGGUGUGGCAGUGCGGGGGAACUCUGGAGAUUCUCCCGUGCUCAGUGGUGGGUCACGUCUUCCGCACCAAGAGUCCUCACACCUUCCCCAAGGGCACCGAGGUGAUCACACGGAACCAGGUGCGCCUCGCUGAAGUCUGGAUGGACGACUACAAGCAGAUUUACUACCGUCGCAACGCGAACGCUGCAAAGAUGGCCAAAGAGAUGCAGUUUGGGGACAUAUCUGAUCGCCUGAAACUCAGGGAGACUCUACAGUGCAAGAACUUCACAUGGUACCUCCAAAAUGUCUACCCAGAGGCCUUUGUACCUGACCUUACCCCUGUCAAAUUUGGAGCAAUCAAGAACUCUGGGUCUCAGAGCUGCCUGGAUGUUGGAGAGAAUAACUCCGGGGGGAAGCCAGUGAUUAUGUAUGUGUGUCACAACAUGGGGGGCAACCAGUACUUUGAAUACAGCUCUCACCAAGAGCUGCGACACAACAUUGGCAAGCAGCUUUGCCUGCAUGCCAAGAGUGAUGGCGUGACAAUCGAGCUGUGCCAUCUGAAGGGCAGGGGCACUCAGGUGGCUCCGGAGCAGCACUGGAUAUUUACAGAGGAGCAGCUCCUGAAGAACCCCUCGUCUGGACAGUGCCUCCAUCUCAACUCUGGCCGGCUGGUGAUCAGCCCCUGCAACGCAGCUGACCUGCAACAGCACUGGUCCUUCACUUGACCCUUGACCUCUUCCCCCCCCCCCCCCCCCUGCCCUGCCCCAUCCCACCCCACCACACCACACCCCCGGAGCCAGGCGGAGCCCUCCCCCUGGACUCAGACCUUGAGUGGCUAGACCACAAUCAGGUCCACACACACACACACAAGGAGCGGAAAAGCACGGGCGGCCAUCUCUGAUCUGAGAGGACCGUCUCGGCCUGGAUAAUAGGCAUUGUGCCGGCACCUUAUGAGUGACUUGAAUGACACGCUCUCAUUGGUAGAGUGGAACGGGGAUGGAGACUCAGGGAUUGUGGGUCAAUCCAGGGUAAUUUAUGCAAUGGAGGAAGUGGACUACAGUCCGCCGCUGUUCACCCCCCUCUCUCUCUGAAGAAGACCCCGUGGGCGUGGUCUCUUGCAUCUGUGCUGCUGCUGCUGCUGACACUCAUGCUGUUGAAAAGCUUGAUCACUUAAUCGAAGUGCUUAGGAGAUUAUGACAAAUGAAUAUUUUUGAGAUUUUCAUGUAUUUUGCAAAUAUUCAUUUUUUGAAAGAUGUUCAUAUCUCUUGCCAAGAAUAAAUGCCAUUUUUAUUUAA
Molecule: messenger RNA, 2723 nt
Organism: Clupea harengus (Atlantic herring)
Lineage: Eukaryota; Metazoa; Chordata; Actinopteri; Clupeiformes; Clupeidae
Gene: galnt6
Product: UDP-N-acetyl-alpha-D-galactosamine:polypeptide N-acetylgalactosaminyltransferase 6 (GalNAc-T6)
Biological process (GO): protein O-linked glycosylation
Cellular component (GO): Golgi apparatus
Molecular function (GO): polypeptide N-acetylgalactosaminyltransferase activity
Source: RefSeq, a predicted model, not a curated record